CGGCCGCCGUCGGCCCGGUGCCGUUGCCAUGGCGGCGGCGGGCGGGCGGUGCUGAGGUGCGCGGGAAGGCUCGGCCCGGCCCCGCCAUGGCGGACGAGCUGUACCUGGAGAACAUCGACGAGUUCGUCACCGACCAGAACCGCGUCGUGACAUAUAAAUGGCUGAGCUACACUCUGGGAGUCCAUGUCAAUCAGGCUAAACAGAUGCUGUAUGAUUAUGUGGAGAGGAAACGGAAGGAGAACUCAGGAGCUCAGCUUCAUGUCACCUACUUAGUGGCAGGAGACUUCCUUCAGAAUGGACACGUGUGCCACAAGGUUGCAGUAGUGAGGGAGGAUAAACUGGAAGCAAUGAAGUCUAAGCUGUCCACAAUUGCGAGUGUGCAUGUGUACAGCAUUCAGAAGGCCUUGCUCAAGGACAGCUCCCCACUCUACAACACUGACUAUGACAUUGUCAAAACAAACCUCCACAACUGCAGCAAGUUCAGUGCCAUCCACUGUGACGCCGCAGUCCCCAGGAUGCCGCCUGACAUUCCCAGAGCACAGACGUCCCUGCAGGGCAGUUCCCAGAGGGAAAAUGACACGGGUGCUCCCAGCGCUCCUGCAGUCAAUGGCCACGGGCCGCUGGCUGCCAAACACCCCUCGCAGCAGCACAAAGGGAUCAUGGGAAUGUUUGCAGCCAAAGCGGCUUCCAAACCCCAGGACACAAAUAAGGAGACCAAAGCAGAGGCCCCAGGUGUCUCCACAGCUAGCAGCAAACCACCAACAAAAAACAACAUCAUCAACAACUUCUUUGGGAAAGCUGCUAUGAAUAAACUCAAAGUCAACCCUGUGCCUGAGCAGCCAAAGGAGGAGAAAGAAGUAGUCAAGCCUUCAGUUGCUGUAGCAGAACCAGGGUCAUCCCCUAAUCCUGUAGUAGAGAAACCUGGGAAAAGAACAGAGUCUGCUAGAAUUCAACAAAAGGACAGAAAAAGUAAAACGAAGCACGUGGACAGGUCGGAUAACGAGGAGGAAAGAGAUCCCGAGAACGCAAAGAGAAAGAGGAAGCGAAUCAAACAACUUCAGUCUGACAGCAGUGAUGAGGAAGGUGUGCUAUCAGUCACAUGGACGUGUGAGAAAGAGGUUCCCAAAUCUCUUGUGAAAGAUAUGACGCCUUCCAAAAUCACAGGACUGGUCAUAACCAGUUUAUUUGCAGAUGUCCCACCACCUCCCACACCUGAGGAAGAGAAAGCUCCAUCUCCACCACCUGUACCUGCUCUGAAAACUGAACUGGAGCCUGCAACCAUGGAGGUGUCAGCUGGAGGGAGGAAGAGGAAGCGGAAGCGUGUGCUGAAAUCCAAGAUGUUUAUUGAUGAAGAAGAAGGCUGCAUGGUGACUGAGAAGGUGUAUGAGAGUGAAUCCUGCACAGACAGCGAGGAGGAGUUCCCCAAGCCCAAGCCGCCAGCUGUGCACAAACAGCCUGUGCUGCCCAUGAAGAAAGAACCGAAGGAAGAAAGGAAGACCCUGAAGAAAGGAGCAGCUCCUGCAAGCAGAGCCAACAAACAGGUCUCCAUCAUGGGCUUUUUCCACAAGAAAUGAACUGGAUCUUUCUCCUGGUCCUCUUGGCAGCUUGGGAGUGUAGCUCCCUGUGUUUGUGCAUCUCUCUGCAAGCAGCUGCUGCUGCUGGGGGAGGAGGACAACAUGCAACCCUGGGUUACAUAAGGGAUCCUGCUUACUGUGUAAGGAAGCCCUCUGGACUAGAUUUUGUAUUAGAGAAAAGUUUUUUUUAUUUGUUACUGCAAUAACUUCAAUCAUCUUCACUAAGCAGUGUGGGAACUGCCAGCCAGAAGCAACAUCUAGAGGAACUCUUGGAAGACUGUUAAUCUGUUCACAUAAAAUUAUAUUUUUUUAUCUGGCCUUUCACCUGUUUGUUGCUAAGUUAGGAGAUGAGCUGUGGCAUUUUUCUCCUCUCUUUUUACACCCUCAGCUCUCCAGAUUGUUCUGAACAUUCACGUUGGGUAGAAGCCGUAACGUAGCAGGUCUUCAGACACAGGCACAAAUAUUGAACAUCUGCUUCAGCUUUAACUGAAUGAAAUGAAUUUAAUUUCUCCCCUAAGACUGAUUAAUAGUUUUUGCCCUGCCUUUCAUAACCUUUUUUUGGACAAAAAGUGCAUAUAAAACCCUCUUACUCUUUUCUUCCUUGAAUGUAUCCCCUGUAAGCUGCUCAGAUGCCUAAUUAUAGACCAGGACACUGUUGGUGCUCUGGCUUGACAAAAACAGCUUUGAGACUUCCCACCCAAUUGGCUGCAGAGGAAUUGGAGGAAGGCUUUGCUGUUGUUGGGAAAGCAACUGGAUCUUUAACCUUGAAGGCUGAUGAGUGAGAGGGGAGAGUGAUUAGAGGGCACUGCUGGUAAUGCCAGGCAGGCACCUGCUGCAUUUUGGGGUUGGUAGGUUUUGGGUUGCCUGAAGUGGUUUUUACAGGCAUAACCCAGACAAGAGAAGAGUUUUCUGGGACACCUCAUCAUCUGCCUGCUGAAGGCAGUGUGUCACAGCACAUGGUCCUGAGGAACCUGGUUAAUGGAGAGGAGUAAAUCACCACGGGCCUGUAAAUCAGAAAAGAGCUGUUGUUUUGGGUGCCUCCUGCUUUUCUGGUGCUUCAGUUGAUAGACAGAUGUAAAAAAACAGAUUUUCCCGAGGGAUUGAUGCUGAGCAUUUCUGAAGCUUGGGCCAGUGAGUGCUCCCAAACCAAUGUCCAACCAGUGGUUGGUUGAGUGGUGUGAGCCUGACAUAUGUAUGGAUAUGGAUGUACACGCUGGUUUAUAAAGGGUUUGUGGUUGGCAGAGAGAUAUAAAGUGGAGACUGUGACCAUGGAACAAAUGCCACCCAGCUGAAAAUGUCCAGACCUGUGGCCAGUAAAAGGGCCAACUGAGUGUGUUUACAGUCAUUCUGCCCUGGAGAUCGGGUUGGGGACUCGGAAAAUCCCAGCACACACCGGUUGUGACCAGUUGGCUGGAUUGAAGUGAUGUUGCCCAAGGCAGUUUGUACCCCCAAGAGGUGUGAGAGGAUCCCCUGCAAACCAGUGGCAUCGCUGGGUUUGUGCCCCUGUGGUGUCCCAGGGAAAGAAAAACCAAAAAGUUAACUAUUAGAAGAAAAACCCACCCUGCUGUAGUGUUUUUGUUUAUCUUGAUAGAGUAGAGGGUGUAUUUUCAAAGGUAACAAUAAGUAAAAAAUCCCAUUAAACACAGGUAUUUUUUUC
This is a messenger RNA of Chiroxiphia lanceolata (lance-tailed manakin), 3231 nucleotides long. It is a transcript of the gene POLD3, whose product is annotated as DNA polymerase delta 3, accessory subunit. Bases 87 to 1574 code for a protein of 495 amino acids. Gene Ontology annotation, cellular component: delta DNA polymerase complex; nucleus. The transcript has 13 exons. NCBI's taxonomy places the organism in Eukaryota, Metazoa, Chordata, Aves, Passeriformes, Pipridae. Gene Ontology annotation, biological process: DNA replication; DNA synthesis involved in UV-damage excision repair; DNA strand elongation involved in DNA replication. Gene Ontology annotation, molecular function: DNA-directed DNA polymerase activity. The record is from RefSeq and is a predicted model, not a curated record.